This is a messenger RNA of Prunus dulcis (almond), 1495 nucleotides long. Its product is annotated as E3 ubiquitin-protein ligase RNF4. The coding region runs from base 501 to 1118 and encodes 205 amino acids. The record is from RefSeq and is a predicted model, not a curated record. The transcript has 7 exons. Lineage: Eukaryota; Viridiplantae; Streptophyta; Magnoliopsida; Rosales; Rosaceae.
UCAAGAAUUCCUUACAAAUAAAUUUUUAUUAUUUUUAUUUUUUAUAGCAUAAAGAUUUCUUGUUUAAUUUUUCCUUUCAGUUGUGGAAGAGAUCGUUUGCGCAUAUCUCACACGUACAAGGACACGUGGACCUGGUUCAGCCCUCACCGACUCGUGUAUCGCAGAGACUCAAAGUCCAUGUUGUGUUUCUCUCUCGUCUCUCUCGUUCGUCCUGGUUGAAAACCCUUGCCCAACGCAGGCAAACCAAAACUUUAAUAACUUCUUCUUCCUCUUCAAACUCUCUGAUCAAAGGUUCGUUGUGGACUUAAUUUUGAUAUGCUCAGUGACCAGUCUGUGGGUUGCGACUAGGGUUUCCAUUUCUAGAUUUUAUGCCCGAGUUUCGUAGAAUUGAAUACAAUUUGGUGGAGUUUGGUUAAUUAUGGUGAUCUGAGGCAUGGGAAUGGGUGCACCAGCUUGAGGUUUUUCAAGCUUCAUCUUGGAUAGGAGACCAUACAUAUAACAUGAGCACUCGAGCGGCCAGGUAUGUAAACCGAAGGAAGGAUCGGGUGGACUUAGACCUCAAUAGUGCGCCACCUGGUGACAAUCGGGAUCAGGAGGGAACUUCAACCCCAGCGGAUCCUCAGAAUAAUCAAGCUACCCUGCUAGGGCAGUCUGCACCACCUAAUAUGAUUGAUGUUGAGGCUAUUGAUGAUGAUGUUGUUGAAUCCUCCCCCAGGGCUUUUGCUGAGGCUAAAAACAAUGCCAGGAGGAACCAAAGAAGGAUCACUGUUGAUGUGGAUUUAGAACGAACUAGGGUCACUCGUAACAAGCGCAGAAGAGUUGCACCAAACCAAACUAUAAUUAAUUGUGAUUUCUACAUAAAUUUGGAAAGCAAUAACAAUUCCAGCUCCGCGAAAGAGAGUGUUGCACAACCAGCACCUCCCCCACCAAAGGAGCCCACUUUUAGCUGCCCCAUCUGCAUGGCCCCAUUAGUUGAGGAGAUGUCAACGAAAUGUGGUCACAUUUUCUGUAAGGCGUGCAUUAGGGCUGCGAUAGGUGCACAGGGUAAAUGCCCUACGUGUAGGAGAAAAGUAACUAUGAAAGAACUCAUUAGGGUAUUCCUCCCUACGACCAGAUGAGUGUGCAACUCAUGCCUAUAUUGGUGAUGGUUAUUGUAAGGUGCUUUUUGAGGAAGAAGGAUUAAAGAAUUGUUUUGGCAUGCCUGCAGAAUUGAUUUUCCAUACUUAAAAAUGACUGGUCUCAAAUAUGUGCCGCUUAUUAGGCCUAGUGAGGAUGAUGGUUUUUUGUAUGGAAAAAUCUUAUUGGUUAGUGGGGUAUUUGUACUCUCAUGUCUUGUCACCGUACAUCUAAUUUUAUGCCUUUGUAGCUGAGAUGUUAAUGCAAAUUAGCUUUUGGAUGUGCAAUCAAUGAGGAAAUCUAUCUUCACCCAAAUUCUGUGCUGAAUUGCUGACUGUAGGAGCUUCUUUUCAAUUUUUGGUUUAUGGUUGACUGGUAA